This is a messenger RNA of Saccharomyces paradoxus, 1173 nucleotides long. It is a transcript of the gene YAP6, whose product is annotated as Yap6p. Lineage: Eukaryota; Fungi; Ascomycota; Saccharomycetes; Saccharomycetales; Saccharomycetaceae. Gene Ontology annotation, cellular component: RNA polymerase II transcription regulator complex. The transcript has a single exon. The record is from RefSeq and is a predicted model, not a curated record. Bases 1 to 1173 code for a protein of 390 amino acids. Gene Ontology annotation, molecular function: transcription cis-regulatory region binding; DNA-binding transcription activator activity, RNA polymerase II-specific.
AUGCAAAACCCUCCGUCGAUCCGUCCUGAUAUGUAUAAUCAGGGGAGUAGCUCAAUGACUGCUUAUAGUGCCUCUGAGAAAAAUUUAAAUGAACAUCCUUCUCCACAAAUCGCUCAGCCCAGCACGUCUCAAAAGUUACCUUAUAGAAUAAAUUCUACAACAACUAAUAGUGACACCGACAACACUGUUAACAACAAUCCUAUCCAGCCUCCUUUGCCAAAUCUAUUACAUUUAUCCGGUCCGUCGGAUUAUAGAUCGAUGCAUCAAAGUCCUAUGCAUCAAAGUCCUAUGCAUCAAAGUCCUAUGCAUCCAACUUACAUUAUCCCUCCGCAUUCAAAUGAAAGAAAACAAUCUGAUUCUUAUAGCAGACCCCAAAAUGCUCAUGUUAGUAUGCAACCUUCCGUUGUAUUCCCCCCCAAGAGUUAUUCUGUACCUUACCCACCUUAUCAAGUAAAUCCUCCUUUGCCAAACGGACUUCCGAACCAAAGUAUAUCUUUGAAUAAGGAAUAUGUCGCGGAAGAUCAACUGUCGAACCUCCCAUCUCGUAAUACCAGUGUUAUUUCCGCUCCCCCUCCUUUCAAAAAUAGCGCUAGUGGCGCUAAAAAUUCAGCUGAUGAUAGUGAUAAUGUAACCAAACCUGCCACAGAAAAAGACGUCCAACUCGUAAGUAAUUCAGGAAAAACCUUAAGAAAUACAAGAAGAGCUGCUCAAAAUAGAACGGCCCAAAAAGCAUUUAGACAAAGGAAAGAAAAAUACAUUAAAAAUCUAGAACAAAAAUCAAAGAUAUUCGACGAUUUAUUAGCAGAAAAUAACUACUUCAAAUCAUUAAACGAUUCAUUGAGAAAUGACAACAACAUUUUAAUAGCUCAGCAUGAAGCUAUAAGGAACGCAAUUACUAUGUUAAGAAGUGAGUAUGACGUUCUAUGUAACGAAAAUAAUAUGUUGAAGAGUGAGAACAGCAUAAUAAAAAAUGAACACAAUAUGUCAAGAAACGAAAAUGAAAAUUUAAAACUUGAGAAUAAACGCUUUCACGCGGAAUAUAUACGAAUGAUCGAGGACAUUGAAAAUACUAGAAGAAAGGAACAAGAGCAACGGGAUGAAAUAGAGCAACUAAUCAAAAAAAUUAGAUCUUUAGAAGAAAUGGUAAGGAGUCACUCAGAUAGUGCGACGUGA